Molecule: messenger RNA, 2719 nt
Organism: Nothobranchius furzeri (turquoise killifish)
Lineage: Eukaryota; Metazoa; Chordata; Actinopteri; Cyprinodontiformes; Nothobranchiidae
Gene: lsg1
Product: large 60S subunit nuclear export GTPase 1
Biological process (GO): ribosomal subunit export from nucleus
Cellular component (GO): cytosol
Molecular function (GO): GTPase activity; GTP binding
Source: RefSeq, a predicted model, not a curated record
CGGAACACCUAUUUACGGUCUUUGUUUCUUUAAAGCACAUUUGUUAGCGGACCGCACACGAAUGUACCACGUUAGCUAGACUCGUUUAAACAAACGUCCAGAAUAAAAUACAUCUUAGAUUAAAUUUAUUGUUUUAGCUUUUAAUAGAAAAACAGUUUUGAAUCAGCCAUGCUGUUGAUAUUUUAUUAAUCAAGUAAAUAAAGUAAGUAUUCUUCCGGAAAUGUGACUCAAUUGGUUUGUUCCAUUUCCGUUUGUAAGGAAAACAACGCAGUCCACAUGGACAGCACUUUUUAGAGACAGACAUCCUUUUCGGUAUUUUUGUAGUAUAUUGUGGUGUGAUCGCUUCAGAAGUAGUUAUGGGGAAGAAGAAGGCGGGAGGAGGACUUGGUAGAGCUCUGAUUAAAGAGAGACUCCAGACGAGCCGAGGGACCAAGAGGGGAGACUCCUGGCUUCACACCAGUGAACUGAACGAUGGCUACGACUGGGGUCGAUUGAACCUGCAAUCCGUAACAGAGCAGAGCUCAAUGGAUGACUUUCUGGCCACUGCUGAACUGGCAGGAACAGAGUUUGUUGCAGAGAAGCUCAACAUCAAGUUUGUUCCAGCUGAAGCGAGAGCAGGUUUGUUAACAGCUGAGGAGAAAAUGAGGUUAAAGAAACUGCACGAAGACAACAAGCACUUCCUCAGAAUUCCUCGACGCCCCCAGUGGGAUGAGAGCACCACUCCAGAUGUACUUCAGCAGGCCGAGAAAGACAGCUUCCUGCAGUGGAGACGAGAACUCGCACAACUUGAAGAAGAGCAGAAGUUGAUUCUCACACCCUUUGAGAGGAACCUUGAAUUCUGGAGGCAGCUGUGGAGAGUGAUCGAGAGAAGUGACGUCGUCGUUCAGAUAGUCGAUGCUAGGAACCCUUUACUUUUCAGAUGUGCUGACUUGGAGUUGUAUGUGAAAGAGGUGUCGCCACAUAAAGUCAACAUGCUGCUGGUGAACAAGGCGGACCUGUUGACCAGGCAGCAGAGGCGAGUCUGGGCCAGAUAUUUUGAGAAAGAAGGUCUGAUGGCAGUUUUCUGGUCAGCCCUCGCUGAGAGCAACAGACUGGAUGCAGAAGAAAAGGGCACGGAGGUGGACGAUCCAGAAAAUGCAGAAAGCGAUCCAGAAGCAGAAAAAUCAACCUGCAGUGGAAAUUCCAGUCAUAUGUUGGAUGGAAGAGAAGAGGUGGAAGAGGAGAGUGAUGUGGAAGAAGAUGAGCAGGAAAAGGUAACUGUGGAUGAAGAGGAAUGGCAGACCUGCUCAGAAGGUGAGGAGGAAGAGCAAGAAAUUUCCAGCUCAUGUAGUGAGUCCAUACGCAACUCCAGCCGCCUGCUGCAGAAAGAUGAGCUACUGAACAUGUUUAAAGCUGUGCACAAGGGGCCCAGGACUAAAGAGGGACAGCUCACAGUGGGACUGGUUGGUUAUCCCAAUGUGGGGAAGAGCUCCACCAUCAACACCAUCUUAAGGAAUAAGAAAGUUUCUGUUUCGGCCACACCUGGACACACGAAGCACUUUCAGACUCUGUAUGUGGAGCCAGGCCUGUGUCUGUGUGACUGCCCCGGUCUGGUCAUGCCCUCGUUUGUUUCCACCAAAGCGGAGAUGAUCUGCUCUGGGAUUCUGCCCAUUGACCAAAUGAGAGACCACGUUCCUGCAGUGUCCCUUAUAACUCAGACGAUCCCCCGGCAUGUGUUAGAAGGCACGUACGGCAUCAACAUCAUCAGACCCAGAGAAGACGACGACCCCGACCGGCCCCCCACCUCUGAGGAGUUUCUCAUGGCGUAUGGAUACAUGAGAGGUUUUAUGACGUCACACGGCCAGCCUGAUCAGCCCAGAUCAGCCCGGUACAUCCUGAAGGAUUAUGUCAACGGAAAGCUUCUGUUCUGCCAUCCUCCGCCACACGUUAACCCAGAAGACUUUCAGCCACAGCACAGCAAGUUCCUGAGAAGAGAUUCAGAUGUGGGGGACUCGUCUGCAGCAUCACACAAACAACCUAAACUCAAGAGGAUUGAAAAUGUUGUUGACAAGAACUUUUUCCAUCAGGAAAAUGUACAAGCGCUCACCAAGGGAGUUAAGUCCAUCAUGGGCUACAAACCAGGCAGUGGACCUGUUGGGCCUGGGGCCACUGAACCGGAGACGGUGAUCGGAAAACCCUGGAAAAAACACGGCAACAGGAACAAAAAGGAAAAAGUACGCAGGAUUAAUAAGCACCUGGAUGCUUGAUGAUGAUUUGAAAUCUAAGAUUUUUGUAUCUUGAUUAAUUCUGGUUUUAUUAAAGACUCCAGUUUGUGAUUCCAGUGGAUGAAUAUGGAGAAGUCCUCAUCCUAACUGAUGAAUGUGUGUACGUGCUGAUCAUGUUUGAAGGUGAUAUUGGUUUAAACACAUAGCAACCAGAUCACUGGGUUAACUUUCAGUGGAUGGAGUUUUCAUCUAAACGUGACAUUUGUGAAGAUUUUAGGUUUACAAACAAAAUAAGUCCCAUUUUCACUUGGAGGUAAACAACUGAACAUAAAAUGUCGCUUUUACUCAUCAGCAGCAAUGAUACACAUCACCAAACUGUUCCAUAAUAAAAUACACGUUUUCAUCAUUGUGCUUCACUUUUGUCAAAUCCCUCUAAUUAUUCAGAGAAGGGAAAAAUGAACUUUUAAUUGUUAUAUUUAGGAUGAGAACACAUUAAAGAGCUUUUAAACGGUCAA